UCAAUCAUAAACCAUUUCUAAGCAAGUAAAUAUUAAAUCUUCAAAAAGUUAAACAGUAGGGCUGAUGUUAAUUAGAUUAGUUAAUUAUGGGGAAAAACCACCCAGCCAUAUGGUAUAUGCAUGUAUCACGCAUCUGAUGUAUACCUUUAUUUAAAGACAAAAAGUAUCCAGUCCUUCUGGAUGUUUAGUGGACCAAUUCUCAUAGUUAAUGUGAUGAAUUACAUCUGUGUGAACUUUACAGAAAAAUGAUGUUAGUUCUGAGAAAAGUUCCAGCGUUAUUUGUCUUUGAGCGACCCUUGGUGUGAUAUUUCAUUAUGUAAUGCACUGACAUUUGCACAUUUUUAGGUGUGACUAACAUUCGAAUACUUUGCGUAUGAGAGCAGUGCAAUUUUAACACUCGCGUCCCCUCCGUCUGCAAGCGUCCAACACGCACAUGACCGUCGUGCCCUCAGCAGCCUCCCUCCAUUGAGAAAGUUAACAGUUUGUUUUUCACAGGACUGAAUGCUUCACUGCACACAUCACUGAAGAGCCCCCCUUCACGCUGGACCAGCCCGUCCGUGAGAGGCUCACCAAAAUUAUUUCACUCCCCGAUUGCGUAAAACAAAUCCAAAGUCUCUGCGGGAUGCCGUCUCCUGAUAUGAAUUCUUGUUGACACCUCGGUCCUGGACCCUUGCCUCCUUCCAAAGUACAAGAGUGCCUGAUGCGGUAACCAUGACAACAUCACCGCCACAGACGGAGCGACUGUGCUUAACAGGACUAUUAGUACACCUUGUCCUGCUAUCUUUCGUCACAUCACAGACCUCAUCAUCCUCACCGACCUUUGACCCCAAGUCUUUGCCCUCUCUACCUGAAGAGUGUCAGAGAAAAAUGCACCCGGUUACGUCCUACACAGCUCUGAGCCCGUGGAUGUUUUCUUUCUCGCUACCUGGAGUGAACGAUUAUUCGCCCCUCACGCUCGACCUCUCCAGAAACCAGCUGAUAGUUGGAGCCAGAAACCAUCUCUUCAGGCUGAGUCUGAGCAAUGUCUCUCUCCUGCAGGCCACUGAGUGGGGCGUCGAUGCGAACACCAGGAGAUCCUGUCAGAGCAAAGGAAAGACUGAGGAUGAGUGUCAGAAUUACGUUCGUGUCCUUCUGCUAAACGGCGGCCGCUUGUUCACCUGCGGGACAAACGCUUUCAUGCCCGUCUGCACGACUCGCUCCGUUACUGACAUCACACAUGUUUUGGAUUCUGUCAGCGGAGUGGCUCGAUGUCCCUACGACCCGCGGCACAACUCGACAGCUAUGAUAACCGAGAGCGGAGAGGUGUACGCGGCCACGGUGACGGAUUUCUCCAGCCGGGAUCCGAUUAUUUACCGCAGCCUGGGGAAUAUGCCACCUCUGCGGACCGCCCAGUACAACUCCAAAUGGCUUAAUGAGCCUCAUUUUGUCUCCGCGUAUGAGGUGGGCCGCUUCACCUACUUUUUUUUGAGGGAGAACGCUGUUGAACAGGAUUGUGGGAAGACGGUCUUCUCUCGUGUCGCCCGCGUGUGUCAAAAUGACGUCGGAGGUCGUUUUCUGCUGGAAGACACCUGGACCACCUUCAUGAAAGCCCGACUGAACUGUUCUCGCUCUGGAGACGUUCCCUUCUACUACCAUGAGCUCCAGAGCACCUUCUACCUCCCCGAGCAGGACCUCAUUUAUGGAGUCUUUACCACCAACAUAAACAGCAUUGCUGCAUCAGCCGUGUGUGCGUUUAACCUCAGUGCCAUUACACAGGCCUUUAAUGGGCCGUUUCGUUAUCAGGAGAACCCCCGGACCAGCUGGCUUUCUACUCCUAACCCCAUCCCAAACUUUCAGUGCGGGACAGUGAAUGAUUCGGGUCCGGGUUGCAAUCUAACCGAACGCAGUCUUCAGGAUGCUCAGCGACUCUUCCUCAUGAAUGACGUGGUUCAGCCCAUUUCCACAGAUCCUCUGGUCAUGCAGGACAACAUCCGUUUCUCCAGACUGGCUGUUGACAUUGUGCAGGGGAGGGACACGCUGUUCCACGUCAUGUAUAUCGGCACAGAGCGCGGCACCAUCAUCAAAGCCCUGUCCACGAGCAAUAAGAGUCUUCGUGGAUGUUACCUGGAGGAGAUGAACGUUCUCCCAGAAGGCGUGCGAGAGCCGAUACUAAAUCUGCAGAUCCUUCAGAGCGACCGAUCUCUGUUCGUGGGACUUCCCAGCAGGGUGUUAAAAAUUCCACUGGAGAGAUGCUCCAACUAUAAAACCCAAGAAGACUGUCUGGGUGCGAGGGAUCCAUACUGUGGAUGGGACCGGAAAGAAAAACACUGUUCGACCAUCGAGGACAGUUCAAACAUGAGUCAAUGGAGCCAGGACAUCAUAAAAUGCCCAGAACGGAAGCUAACACAAGAUGGUGGCUUCGGCGAUUGGUCAUUGUGGCAGACUUGUAACCAUGAUGAUGGAGGGGAGGGAACCAGUACGUGUCAAUGUCGAACUCGGUCCUGUGAUAACCCACGGCCGCAGUGUGGUGGUCAGAAGUGUUUUGGGGCAAAUAUAGAGGUGGCCAACUGUUCCAGGAAUGGAGGUUGGACACCGUGGUCCUCUUGGGCCGAGUGCAGCACCAGUUGCGGGAUCGGAUUUGAGGUUCGUCAACGGUCCUGCAACAAUCCAGCCCCUCGACACGGAGGCCGAGUGUGUGUGGGUCAGGCCAGAGAGGAAAGAUUGUGUAAUGAGAAAAAUCCAUGUCCCAUUCCUGUGUCCUGGGCCUCAUGGAGUGCCUGGUCCAAGUGUACUGUUGCUUGCGGAGGUGGAAUCCAGUCCCGCGUACGCACCUGCGAAAACGGCAACACAUGUCCUGGUUGCCCACUGGAGUACAAGGCGUGUAAUUUGGAUGCAUGUCCAGAGGUCAGGCGGAGCACCCCGUGGACACCCUGGUACCCUGUUAAUGUCACCCAGAUGGGUGCGAGACAGGAGCAGAGGGUCAGGUACACCUGCAGGGCUUUGCUCGCAGACCCUCACGAUCUCCAGCUCGGCAAACGCAAGACGGAGACGCGCCUCUGCCCCCCCGCUGACGGAGUCUGCGAUACUGACGGUCUGGUUGAGGACUUGUUGAGAAUGGGUCGACCCGUCACACGAGUGCAAGGAGCCACCUGGUCGUCAUGGGAAACGUGGUCCACAUGUUCUAAAGAAUGUUCCAAAGGUUUCCGGACACGCAAGCGCUCCUGUGCCACGCCCGACGGGAAGAGCACCCCAUUCGCCUGCAGCGGCACGCCCGUCGAAUAUCAGGAUUGCAACUAUCAGCCGUGUCCAGUGAAGGGGUCGUGGUCAUGCUGGUCUUCCUGGUCUCAGUGUUCCACUUCCUGCGGUGGCGGUCACUACCAGCGCUCUCGCACCUGCUCUAACCCCACCCCUGCUCAUUCGGGUGAUAUCUGCAUCGGUCUUCACACAGAAGAAGCUCUGUGCAACACACACGAGUGUGAAGGUGGAUGGGGGGCGUGGUCAGAGUGGGCGGAGUGUAACGAGGAAGGCCUUCAACUUCGUAGUCGGGUGUGUGAAAUAAGCCCCGCCUCUUGUCAAGGAAACCGCACUGAGCAGAGCGAGUGUCGACCCAAUGAGAGCGCAGUGCUCUCGGGAAAGAAAAGGAGCGCAAACUGUGGAGGAUUCUCUCUCUUCCACAUGGUGUUGACGGGCGCGUGCUGUUUUUUGGGAGCGGUUUUGCUAUCUGUUCUGGUGUACGCGUACUGCCAGAGACUCCGCAAACCUCCUCAGGAAUCAGCUGUGAUCCAUCCCAGCACCCCCAACCAUCUGCACUAUAAAGACAACAGCUGUGCGCCCAAGAACGACUUGUAUACGCCGAUGGAGUUUAAGACCCUAAAUAAGAGCAACCUGCUUCCACCGGAAGAGAGCUGUAAUUUCUUCCCGUCGCCCCUGCCGCAGACGAACGUCUACGCCACCACGUAUUACCCCACCCCUUUAGGCAAAUAUGACUUCCCCACUAUGGAUUCUCCCUGUUCCUACAUGCACAGCUGAUGGACACGUUAACACGUUCGCGAACAUCUCAUGCCUUUAUUGUGUGUGUGACGGUGGUUACACACGCGCAUCUGUCCAUGCAGAUGCAAUGGAAAAGCACGGACAUACAGGAAAACCGGGAUGUUUCUGACCCGAAAUGUUUUCCUUUUUGUCAGAACAUGCACACUUCUUAAACGAGGAUGUUACCGUAAGCGUGGAGAUUGAAUACACGCUCGGGCAUCUUUAGUCGCUUUGUGCGGUUUCUUCUGAACUUGUUUCAGUCAAUCAGAAAUGAAGGAAUUGGACAUCUGUGAUGAGCCUGAACAUCUGUUGCUCUUGUUUUUCUCUGGUUUAUGUGUUUUUGUGGGGUUUGUCCCGGUAUUAUUCAGAAUUACUGGUUAACAUCAGUAAACCAGAGCAGAGUGCUACUGUAUGUACAUUAUGGAGGAUGGUGUCUAAUAUGAAGACUUUUAUCUGGGCGCUUUAUUCACAUGGCCGUUCACCUAUCAAAACAUCACAUGUCAGUAUGAAUACGUCUUACAGCCAUUCGCUUUUAAACUGCACACACUAUAAAAGUAAGUGAAUUGAUUUUAACUGGAACAUGAUGGUAUGAAACGGCGUCGUAUGAGUUUAACUGAAGAGAAAGAGAGAGUUUGUUAUUUUUCUGUAUAUUUGUAGUUAGUGUUAUAUAUUUAUGAACAAAUGAUCAUUUUUUGAUGGAAUCAGUUUUUUUUCUCUAUGUGAAUAAUUUACACUGUCCACUGUAUGACUUUUGGGUUUUACUGUUCAGCUUGUGUGUGCGUGUGUGUGCGUGUGUGUGCGUGCGUGUGUGCUUUUAUAAAAGUGUAUUGUUUUCUAAAAGCCCAGAUUUACUUGCAUCAUUUUCUUCUGGGAUUAUAUUUUGGGAGACUAAAGCGAAUGUUGUUUGAGCUGGACACUGAUGUUGCAUUAUCUGAGGUGCAGACAGUUGUCUAUGCAAUAAAAAAGUCACCACACGAUCACUGCCUUUUUAAAAUUUGCUAUGUUUUGUAUGGUGUACAUUGUGAAAAUAAAUAAAUUAAUAUCAAGUGCAA
This is a messenger RNA of Paramisgurnus dabryanus, 5060 nucleotides long. It is a transcript of the gene sema5bb, whose product is annotated as sema domain, seven thrombospondin repeats (type 1 and type 1-like), transmembrane domain (TM) and short cytoplasmic domain, (semaphorin) 5Bb. Gene Ontology annotation, molecular function: chemorepellent activity; semaphorin receptor binding. Lineage: Eukaryota; Metazoa; Chordata; Actinopteri; Cypriniformes; Cobitidae. Gene Ontology annotation, cellular component: plasma membrane. The record is from RefSeq and is a predicted model, not a curated record. Gene Ontology annotation, biological process: positive regulation of cell migration; neural crest cell migration; axon guidance.